This is a messenger RNA of Amphimedon queenslandica, 3390 nucleotides long. RefSeq lists its product as uncharacterized. Gene Ontology annotation, cellular component: cytoplasm; nucleus. The transcript is spliced from 12 exons. The coding region runs from base 8 to 3004 and encodes 998 amino acids. Gene Ontology annotation, biological process: protein phosphorylation. Gene Ontology annotation, molecular function: ATP binding; protein kinase activity. NCBI's taxonomy places the organism in Eukaryota, Metazoa, Porifera, Demospongiae, Haplosclerida, Niphatidae. The record is from RefSeq and is a predicted model, not a curated record.
AAAAGUUAUGAGCACGAGCUCUAGCAGUGGGCUCUCGAAUGAGCUAGAUCUACAUUUACUAUCAUCAACAUCUCUUACAACUAGACAUGUGUGCAGUAUUAUUUGUGACACUCUUGAUCUUAAACCAACAGUAUGUGAUAUAUCUUCUUUAAUGAAGAGAAUGAAAAAUCUUGGAAAAGAUUUGACAUUUGUUUGUAGACUUGCAUAUUGUUCUGUAGUCUGUAAAUUCCCUUUGAAUGAUGUUGAGCUCUCAUUAGAGCUUCUCCAUUUAAUAAUACCCAGCCAAUCAAAAGCUGAUUCAUAUAACUUAAUUGAAUGUACAUAUAAUUCUGCAUCAAGUAUAACUAGUCACAAUUUUGUUAAUACUAUGGUCCAAAAUUAUUUUGCUGCUCUCUACCUUACGUUUCAACCUCUAAUGCAUGUAUUCACAUUUACGAGCACUCUGCAAUCACUUGAUCAAUCUCAAUGGAAAGUUUUGGAGUUUUAUUUUGGUCUUGUGGGCUCUGGAUUGUUGUCUGUGGCAAAAGACAAUCUAUUUUAUAUACUUAGUUAUAUUAGCCAGAGCUUCAACUGUAAUUUUCCUUUUGUUGAUAACCACUUGGUUUUAUUGAUGUUGAGAUGUCUUCAUGAAGCUGAGGAUGAUUCCUUAUCUCUUCAGGCACAUUAUGAAAUUUUGAAGUCACAAACUUUUUCCUAUAAUAUCAAUGAAAUACAUGAUAGUCUUCCUGCCAUUGCAUAUUAUUUAACCAGUCAUAAUGAAGCCGCCUGGAAAAUAUAUUGUACACAUGGAAAUAAAGGAGUCGAUCAACUGACGAGACUGAUAAAAGCAUUUGAGAGGGACAAGCACAGGAAAAAAGGAUGUGUUGUAGUUGAAGACAAAGAACAGUUAACUACUGAUCCUAACAGAAUUAUUAUCACGCUCCGUAGCAAGGAAUAUGUUAAAACUGAGGUCAAUGUCAUUGGAAAAGAUAAAGAAGAAGAAAUGAGUUUAGAAAAAUCAGCAACUGUUGUUGGUUCUACUACACUGCAACAAUCAAAUAUUAAGGCAUUUGAUCCUUUGUAUAUUCCACUACUUUCAUAUGGCCACCUAUCAACAGACCAAUACAUAAAAAGGAAGAAAAUAAAAGUUACAAUAUUUUUCAAUUUGUUGAAGGAUUUACUGCUAUCUCACCUCCAAGUGUAUUCUUCUGAGCUUAUUAAGUCUCAAUACAGAAAAGAUGAUCAUAACUGGUUUCUGCUUCCUCUUAAUAUGAGGCAUGACUUUUAUGAAGCAGUUUUAAUAAAUCCUAUAAUUCCUUUACAUUGGGCUAAAGUGCAACAGCCAAAUGGGUCUAUGGAACUAGAAGAUAAGUAUAGGUCUCUCUCUAGUCAACGUUAUCAGUCACCAACUGCUGUCAGUGCUCAAAAUGCUGCAGCUGAAUUAGUAAUAUUGAACUCAUCUCAAGUCCUGCGGUUAUUAAUAACUCCUCCCACAGGAGAAGACCCAGCAUUGAUACCUCUGUAUAUUAAUUCAGAUGACUGCUCAGAACUUGGCAUUAUUGGCUGUGACUUUUUAUUAGAGGAACAUUUUGUAUCACAAGAGAUUCGUUGGAAACCGACAAAACCUUUUCAAAUUAAUAAAGAUGAACAGGUUGUACGUGAGUUACCUCUACCUUCCAAUAGGGAUUCAGAACCUAAAGAGACGAGUGCCGCUGUUUCAUCUAAAAAAGAGCUUCCUUUUAUUUUAAAAGAUAAUGAAAAUCUGACUCCCAUGUCAAAAGCAGAAUACACCUCACAACAUGUCUCAAGUGAGAAAAUAAAGCAUCACACUUUAGCUGGGCAUGAUACUCCAGGAUAUUGUAUAUAUAGUGAAGGUAAAAGUUUCAUCAUGGGUGAAGUAUAUACAGUACCAACUGAACUGCCACACACUCGUGUAAUAAGAGAAGGAGGCAAUGGACUAAUACUUGAGGUGACAUUUGAAGGGGCUACUUAUGCUGUUAAAAAAACAGCAUUGAGAUGGAGAGAGAUUCUCAUUAUGCCUAAACUACAUCAUCCUAACGUAUUAAAUCUAAUUUCUAUGAUGAUUGGAUAUCCUAUUGAUUUGUUUCCAAGACAACGACAUGUUUUUCACUUUUAUUCAAGAAUGACAAAUGACCUUGGUAGAAGUGUUGGCUCAUAUGAGAGAUUCUGCCUAAGAAGCUUGAAUGAGAGAUACAAGAAUGAGCCUUUACUACUUAAAAAAAUUGACAACAAUUUCAAACAUCUCUUUAGUUCAAUACUUAAAGCACUUGAUUAUUUACAUACUCUACCAAAUCCAGUUAUUCAUAGAGAUGUAAAGCCAUCUAAUGUUCUCAUUAAAAUGUCCUGUGGCUGUCAGAAUCCACUCAUUUGUGUUUGCGUUACAAAGCCUCAAAUUAUGUUGUCUGAUUUUGAUGCUUCACUUGAACUCAAUUCUGAUAAUUCCAUGAAACCUGAUCCACCAAAAAACUCAUUGAGAGAUUUCCACCUUUCAGCUGAUAGAACGUAUCAUGUUUCACCAGUUGGUACUAUUGGAUUUAAAUCUCCAGAAGGAUUUAUGUACAUGAUAACCAAUGAUGCAUCACUACUUGGAGAUAUGACAACAAAAACUGAUAUUUUUAGUUUUGGUAUGUUGGUUUGUUUGGUUUUAUUAAAUGAAGAAGGACCAAAGUUCCUCAAUCAAAUUGGGACACUUUUACUAUCAGCUCAACAAUCAAAGCACAUUGCCGUAAAUCAACUUGAUGAAAUGAAAAGAAAGAUAUUGCAGAAAAAUGGAGUAAUGUACUUCAGGGAAAGAGAGCCACGAGUAACUGAUAAAGACAUAUUUAAAAUACUACCUAUUGUUCGUCUGAAACAGUUUUUUUCAGAAGUAAAUCCAAAUCUUGUAAAUUUUGUUGAGAUGACGCUAGCAGUUGAACCAAAAGACAGAGCAAGUGCUAAUGCACUUUUACACCAUUUGUACAUUAUUAGUACUACUGCUUCUGGUGUGGGCAAAAGUAUAUUAUAGGUUUUACUGAUGAGAAAAAUAUGAAUCAAUUGUGAAACGUGAGCAAUAAACCUAAUGCUAAUUAGGUGCAUAUGAUAAAAGGAAGUUACGCUCAAGAGGCACUGGGACAUAAUAUGUUAUACAAGUGUAUAAUGGCUUCCUACUAAUGCUAAUAAGCAUCAUUCAUAAUGCUAGAAGGAAAAGUGAGUAAAGUGGUAAUCACAGCCAUGUAUGCAUGUAAAUUUUGUGUAGCAAUUAUAAAAUAAGUUAUGUUAGUAUUCCUUUAGGCUAGUUCCAGUGAAAUUGUUUGUACAAGAAUUAAACCACUGGUGAAGAACAAAAUUUAGCAUCAUAUUUUUGUUAUUGUUUAAAAAAUUUAAAACAAUUUCUUCUAUUGAAAGUUGUAA